UCGGAAAGUCAAGUCUAUGCAAAUGUUUAAGAAGCCCGUGAACAUAGCCUCUCAAGGUGACCGCGUGGGAAUAUGUGUCUCACAAUUCGACGCCAAACUCCUAGAACGUGGACUAGUAUCGGCGCCCGGCUUCGUGCCCUGGAUUUGGGGGGCUAUCAUUGAUCUCCAAACUAUCCCUUACUUCAAAGGCGAGAUCAACAGUAAAGCCAAAUUCCACAUUAGCUUGGGCCAUGAGACUGUAUUGGCCAAGAUUACCUUGUUCCAAGGCAUGGGUGCGAAUGCGGAGGAAUUCAGUUACGAACGUGAGUUCUUAUACCGAGAAAAUCUUCUUGAAGAGGGCGAUGGAGAAGCAAUAAUCUCAAAACAGUCCGUGUUCGCUCUUUUGGAAUUCGAUAAGGCUCUCCCCGUAGUACCAGAGUGUAAAGUCUUGGGCUCGAAGCUAGAUAUCAACUCGAACAGUCCAACUUGUCGUUUAGCUUUUCAUGGCCAACUCUUAGAAAUGUUUGAAGCCAAGGAUUAUCACCUGAAAGAGCUUCCGCGACUCAAAAUCUUCAAAGAGAAGAGCAAAACCGGCGUGGUCGAGCGAGCGAGCAACGAAUGCGAGGCCAUUUGCAAGAAUAUGUUCAAGAAAGAAACGAAUUUGGCCUUAUUUACCGGCUUGAAGGUCAACUUGUCAACAGGGGAGAGUGGAUUUAUUGAAGAUUCCUUUGGUCAAAGCGGGAAAUUCAAAGUACGAAUUCCAGAUGGCCUUCAACCUACCACAAUGGAUCUGCUAGGAACAAAAACAAGUAAAAAGAGUAAAAAAGCUGAAGAUUCCUCAAGUGCUGCUACAGAGUUCAAGAGCGUUGGGCUAUUCCUCAACUUUAAAAAGUAUAUAUUUUCGAAGAAGAUGGCGCAAUAGUAUGUAAAAGUAAAACUUGAUGAGCAAUACUCUGAUCGGUUAGAUUGCUUCUCUGUUUAAUUGAACUCAAGAAUUUUCAGACAUAUUCAAUCAGUGUUAAGAAAUAAAGUGAACUAUUCAAGAGCACGCAAUGUCUAACAAGGAGGUCGUGUUUAUAACUUUUCCAAGUCAUACAACACUUCCAAAAGACAUGACAUACUCCAAGCCUGAAUGGGAUUACUUCCGGGACAAAAACUUCCGUCAUGAUUGGUAAGCUCUGGGAUGCCUCGCCAAUGCGAAUUUUGAACCUCGAUGUAAUGAGCCGACAAAA
Molecule: messenger RNA, 1211 nt
Organism: Tigriopus californicus
Lineage: Eukaryota; Metazoa; Arthropoda; Copepoda; Harpacticoida; Harpacticidae
Gene: eEFSec
Product: selenocysteine-specific elongation factor-like
Biological process (GO): selenocysteine incorporation
Molecular function (GO): GTP binding; GTPase activity; translation elongation factor activity
Source: RefSeq, a predicted model, not a curated record